AUGGCCAACAACACGAUCACCACUAGCCUGCAAGAAAAAGCCAGGACGUCAGAAGAAUGGCAUCCUUCACAUUGUCACAGUAGCUUCAGAGUCACAACCUACCGUCGCCCAGCCUCUCGAUGUCCCCGAAGGCAUAAAUAUACACACCUCAACCACUCACUCCAACAAGCCCGUAUCAGGCUCAGCGGCUGGCAAACGCAAACUUUCUGUAUCCGGCCCCUCCGUCAUGACCGGUCCGACAAAAUUAAACAGGAGUCGGGUCCAAAAGCCGAAGGGACAGAGAAUACCUUGGGCAAUGAUUCCAACACUACUCCAGUUAUACCUUGGGCGAUGAUUCCAACACUACUCCAGUUACUAAUGACGAGGCUGAUGCAAAUGACGAGGCUGAUGCAGAUGAUGAAGAGGGGGAGAACCAAAGGCAAAGGCGAAGAGGACAAGAGUCUUCCGGCCCCUGCAGCUCAAGCCGAAUAUCUUAUGAUCGCAAUACAUGUCGCAUGGCCCAAGAAAUUGGAUGCUGCCAGUGGCGAGAGCGACUUACAAUCUUUGGCAGCUGCUCCUAGACACAGCGAAGCUGUCAAGCGGCAAGCUGGGUUUCAUCACCUUCAAAUCGGCACCUUCCACUCCAAAUCAGCCAUCUCGCUCAACAACCAACAACCAGCCAUCUACCGUAGCACCGACUGGAUCACACUCAACCCCAGGCUCUUGAAUCUCAUUUACCCCACAGCGCGCCCGGGGUCCUCAAAGUCAAAUGGCAGCUGCUAUCAGCUGCAGAUACCCAUCUUACAUCGUCUCCUUUCAAGCCGUCUGGCUCUGACCCACGAAUGGUGUGCUCAAGAUGCAGAGACUUGGCGGCCCCCGAAGCCCCACCCCCCCUCAUACUCCACAGUCUUCCGGUUACGUCUCACUCAACAGUCUUCCGGUUACGUCUCUGAACCCGAAAACUGUGAUCAAGAUCGACGAGUACCGUCUGCUCUGAGCUGCCCGAGUCCAUCGACCUCGACGAAACCCCUCAAGCGUUGGUUGGCCAUCCCAGCCCUGAGCAUCAACCACAUCUCUCUGAAUUUUGGCAAGGACGAUGAAGACGAUGCCGUUGACCGAUCUUAUGGCUCGGAAGAACCGCUCCCGCCUGUAGUAUCUGGCAUCGAUACCUCAUACACUGCGAACACCAGACUUGUUAAUGCCCAAGCAGGUCAGCCUCGGUUGACAGCCUCUCUUGUGCAUGGCCAAGACCGAAAUUGCCCACCUGGAAAAUCCGGCCCUUCCGAGGAGACUUUUGUAGAAGCGGCCAACAAGGAACGAGCCCGUAAGAAGGUCGCACUCGAAGCUGCCUCAACUGGUCAUUCUGGCACCCUUGAAUCCUCUUCUCAAAGAUCUCCCUGCCAGCAUCACCACCACCACCACCACCAAUAA
Molecule: messenger RNA, 1410 nt
Organism: Puccinia graminis f. sp. tritici CRL 75-36-700-3
Lineage: Eukaryota; Fungi; Basidiomycota; Pucciniomycetes; Pucciniales; Pucciniaceae
Exons: 9
Coding region: 1-1410 (469 amino acids)
Molecular function (GO): GTP binding
Source: RefSeq, a predicted model, not a curated record